Messenger RNA from Balaenoptera ricei (Rice's whale), 2620 nucleotides. RefSeq names its product janus kinase and microtubule interacting protein 2 (gene JAKMIP2). Bases 1 to 2433 code for a protein of 810 amino acids. Gene Ontology annotation, molecular function: microtubule binding; kinase binding. The record is from RefSeq and is a predicted model, not a curated record. Lineage: Eukaryota; Metazoa; Chordata; Mammalia; Artiodactyla; Balaenopteridae. The transcript is spliced from 20 exons.
AUGUCCAAGAAAGGGCGAAAUAAGGGCGAGAAGCCCGAGGCGCUCAUUGUCGCCCUUCAAGCUGCCAACGAAGACCUCAGGACCAAGCUCACAGACAUCCAGAUAGAGCUGCAUCAAGAGAAGUCCAAGGUAUCUAAACUCGAGAGAGAGAAGACUCAAGAAGCCAAGAGGAUCCGUGAGCUGGAGCAGCGCAAGCACACGGUCCUGGUGACGGAACUCAAAACCAAGCUCCACGAGGAGAAGAUGAAGGAGCUGCAGGCCGUGCGGGAGAAUCUCAUCAAGCAGCACGAGCAGGAAAUGGCCCGGACAGUGAAGGUGCGGGACGGGGAGAUCCAGAGGCUCAAGUCGGCGCUGUGUGCGCUCCGGGACGGCAGCAGCGACAAAGUAAGGACAGCGCUCACCAUCGAGGCCCGCGAGGAGGCCCGGAAACUGUUUGAUGCAGAGCGCCUUAAGCUCUUACAGGAAAUUGCGGACCUGAAAACGGCCAAGAAGCAGGUGGAUGAGGCGCUAAGCAAUAUGAUCCAAGCGGAUAAAAUCAAGGCUGGGGACCUCAGGAGUGAGCAUCAGUCCCACCAAGAAGCCAUCUCCAAGAUCAAGUGGGAGUCGGAGCGGGAUAUUCGGAGACUGAUGGAUGAAAUCAAAGCCAAGGACAGGAUCAUCUUUUCCCUGGAAAAGGAACUGGAGACCCAAACAGGCUAUGUACAGAAACUCCAGCUGCAGAAGGAGGCUUUGGAUGAACAGCUCUUUCUGGUCAAGGAGGCUGAAUGUAACAUGAGCAGUCCAAAACGAGAAAUUCCGGGAAGGGCAGGAGAUGGCUCUGAACACUGCAGCAGUCCUGAUUUGCGAAGAAAUCAAAAGAGAAUAGCUGAGUUGAACGCCACUAUAAGAAAAUUAGAAGACAGGAAUACCUUGCUUGGAGAUGAACGAAAUGAAUUGUUAAAACGCGUGCGGGAAGCUGAAAAACAAUGUAAACCUCUUCUGGAAAGGAACAAGUGCCUCGCCAAGAGAAAUGAUGAACUGGUGGUGUCUUUGCAGCGCAUGGAAGAGAAGCUAAAAGCCGUUACCAAGGAAAAUUCAGAAAUGAGAGAAAAAAUUACAUCUCAUCCACCCUUGAAGAAAUUAAAAUCUCUGAAUGACCUCGAUCAAGCUAAUGAAGAACAAGAGACAGAGUUUCUAAAACUUCAGGUCAUUGAGCAACAGAACAUUAUUGAUGAGCUCACAAGGGACCGGGAAAAGCUCAUUCGUAGGAGAAAGCAUAGAAGAAGUUCCAAGCCAAUUAAGAGGCCUGUUUUGGACCCAUUUAUUGGCUACGAUGAGGACUCCAUGGAUUCAGAAACAUCAUCCAUGGCCUCAUUUAGAACAGACCGAACGCCAGCUACUCCUGACGAUGACUUGGAUGAAAGUCUAGCAGCUGAAGAAUCUGAGCUACGAUUCCGACAAUUAACAAAAGAGUACCAGGCUCUCCAAAGAGCCUAUGCCCUCUUGCAGGAGCAGACUGGAGGCAUCAUUGAUGCUGAAAGAGAAGCCAAGGCUCAAGAGCAACUCCAGGCAGAGGUGCUAAGGUAUAAAGCCAAAAUUGAAGAUCUGGAAGCGACUCUGGCUCAGAAAGGGCAGGAUUCACACUGGGUAGAAGAUAAACAACUUUUCAUUAAGAGAAACCAGGAGCUUUUAGAAAAGAUAGAAAAACAAGAGGCAGAAAAUCACCGGCUCCAACAGGAACUGCAGGAUGCCAGAGACCAGAAUGAGCUGCUGGAGUUUCGAAAUCUAGAGCUAGAAGAAAGAGAGAGACGAUCCCCUCCAUUUAAUCUGCAAAUUCACCCAUUCUCAGAUGGUGUGAGUGCUCUACAGAUCUACUGUAUGAAAGAAGGUGUCAAGGAUGUGAACAUCCCUGAUCUCAUAAAGCAGCUUGAUAUCUUGGGUGAUAACGGGAAUUUAAGAAAUGAAGAGCAAGUGGCUAUAAUUCAGGCCAGCACUGUGCUGUCCCUGGCAGAAAAGUGGAUCCAGCAAAUUGAGGGAGCAGAGGCUGCCCUGCACCAGAAAAUGAUGGAAUUGGAAAGUGACAUGGAACAAUUCUGCAAAAUCAAAGGCUAUCUGGAAGAAGAGCUAGACUACAGGAAACAAGCUCUCGACCAAGCAUAUAUGAGAAUCCAGGAACUAGAAGCGACUUUGUACAAUGCUCUGCAGCAAGAAACUGUUAUCAAGUUUGGUGAAUUAUUAACUGAAAAACAGCAAGAGGAGCUGAGGACAGCAGUGGAAAAGUUACGGCGGCAGAUGCUGAGGAAGAGCAGAGAGUACGACUGUCAGAUUCUUCAGGAGAGAAUGGAGCUCUUACAGCAAGCCCAUCAGAGAAUUCGUGACUUAGAAGAUAAAACAGACAUCCAGAAAAGACAGAUAAAGGACUUAGAAGAAAAGAGUAACCGAAAACACGGAUAAGACCGCAGAAAAGCAGAUACUUCUAAACCUUCAAAGAUGGCAGAAAUGUUUACAGCAGUGAAAGGGAGAUCAAAAGCUUAGAACUAUAAUGUAGCCAGGACUACAACUGUGUAUUUUAAAGCCAUUAUUCAAGGUUUCUUACUUGACAGUUCCUACAUGACCCUGUUGAAAAUCUACAAUAUAUGCU